ACGUUAGAGGGUUAGGAAGGGUAACGUUAGAGGGUUAGGAAGGGUAACGUUAGAGGGUUAGGAAGGGUUGAGUGUUGCUCAAAUAGAACUUAGAAAGCAGUGUUCUCUAGCCCCUUACCUCUGCUGGGUGUGUGUGUGUCGUCUGUCUUGGUGUGUGUGUGUUUCUCUCUGUGUGUGUGUGUUUCUCUGUGUGUGUGUGUCUAUGUGUGUGUAGGUGUUGAUGCGUCAGGGUUAUGAUGCAGCCUGUGAUAUCUGGAGUCUAGGAGUGUUGUUAUACACAAUGUUAGCAGGAUACACGCCGUUCGCUAACGGCCCCAAGGAUACACCUGAAGAGAUCCUGUUGAGGAUGGGGUCAGGGAAGUUUUCUCUAAGCGGGGGAAACUGGGACACGGUGUCUGACAGCUCCAAGGACCUCCUCUCUAAGAUGCUACAUGUUGAUCCUCACCAGCGUUAUUCAGCUGAACAGGUCCUGAAACACGCCUGGAUCACGCAACGAGACACGUUACCGCACUUCCAGCUCGCACGCCACGACGCACCACAUCUCAUUAAGGGAGCGAUGGUAGCUACCUACUCUGCUCUGGGUCAUAAGACGUGUCAGCCGCUUCUGGAGCCGGUAGCUGCUUCUAGUCUGGCACAGAGACGCAACAUGAAGAAACUCACCUCUAUUGACAUGUAACAGACACGUUUGCCCCAGCCUUCCACUUCCCCAGCCCCAGCCUUCCCCAGCCCCAACCUCCCCCAGCCCCAACCUCAG
This is a messenger RNA of Coregonus clupeaformis (lake whitefish), 754 nucleotides long. RefSeq names its product ribosomal protein S6 kinase alpha-6-like. The record is from RefSeq and is a predicted model, not a curated record. Gene Ontology annotation, cellular component: nucleus; cytoplasm. The transcript has 3 exons. Gene Ontology annotation, molecular function: calcium/calmodulin-dependent protein kinase activity; calmodulin binding; ATP binding. Gene Ontology annotation, biological process: peptidyl-serine phosphorylation; intracellular signal transduction; protein autophosphorylation. NCBI's taxonomy places the organism in Eukaryota, Metazoa, Chordata, Actinopteri, Salmoniformes, Salmonidae. Bases 221 to 676 code for a protein of 151 amino acids.